AUGGAUGUCCGUCCCCUUCGUGAUACCCUUCGAAAAUGUAGAAACAGAGAAAAUGAAACACCUGAUCAAUGGCAACAACGUCUGGAACGUGAUAGAAUGUCUAAACGUAUUAAAAGAGCGAGUGAAAAUGCCCAACAACGUGAGAAGCGACUGAGUAAUAAUCGUGUUCCAACUAGAUCGUCGCGGGAUAAUGAUGGAAAUAAUUGUGUCUCCCAUUUUGAUUACCCAAUCAAUGGAGACUUCAUACUGGGAGUAACCUUUUACAGUACCAUCAAAAAUGGACGCCACACCAUAUAUAAUCGCGGAAAUAAAUUCACAGCGGGUGGCCUCAUUCGCGCUAGUGAUGGGGAAGCCUUAUGCAUUCUUAAAAAAUCCUCAAUCACACUGUUCCUGAUCUCUUCCGGAGUUGCUGUAUGA
Molecule: messenger RNA, 417 nt
Organism: Rhizophagus irregularis DAOM 181602=DAOM 197198
Lineage: Eukaryota; Fungi; Glomeromycota; Glomeromycetes; Glomerales; Glomeraceae
Source: RefSeq, a predicted model, not a curated record